AGCAAUAGGGCUUCUGUCGGCUGAUUGUUCGCGUCGCAACUUACGCGGGACACUGUCCAAUGUUUCUUCAGUAGUGAGCACUUGAACACCGUGAAGGUAGCCAUGGCAUGCAGGCCUUCGUCUGCAGCCCUGGUAUUCUUCGUGGUCGUGUACGCCAUUUGCUGUCAUGCCGCCGCUGCAGCUGAGGCCAAGAAGCACACGUUCUACACGUUUUGCUUCUGGGACGCCUUCUCACGGUGGCGGCCGACGCCGCACAACUUCAACGUGAGUGACAUUCCCGCCGAGCUGUGUGACGCGGUCAUCUACUCCCACGUGACCAUCGACAACAACACCGGCCAAGUGAAGCUAACCGAGAAGGAACUGGAACUAGACCCAGAGGCAAGGGCUUAUUCAAAAUCGUUCUUCUACAAUCCGAUAUGGAUGCUUCCUCCACAUCGCGCAUUCCGCGAAAUGAGUGAGCUGAAGAAGCGCAACCCGAAGCUGAAGCUCCUCCUCGCCAUAGGAGGCCCGCACGAGACGACCGACAGGUACUUGCAGUUCUUACGGCAGAUGUACCCCUGGCGGGAAAUGGGGAUCAGCAUCACGCAGUGGCUCAAGACAUACGGCUUCGACGGAAUCGUGCUCGACUUCUUCUCGGGCACAAGGACGGCGCACGACCCCGACUGGACAUGGAGCUCGGCUAAACUCAUAGACCCUUUCCUUUGGCAAAUAGGACAGAGUUUCAAGGAGUACUCGGCGAAGUGGCACAUCAUCCUCACUCUGCCCGCUUUCGACAGUUCGACGCACUACCUAUUCGACAUCAACAGACUCUCGCAGCAAGUAAACUUCUUCUUUGUGAAAAGCAGCGACUGCUUGGAAUUUCCGCGAGGUGCAGGACUGAACGUAUCGAGGUCCAUGGACAUGUCUGAUAUUGACAGAAUCGAACUCAUUGUGAAGAGGGGAGCCGAGCGCACGAGAGUUGUUCCGGAAGUUCCCUUGUCGGGUCGUACGUACUCGGUCACAGGUGGGGGCUUCGGUAAGCCUACUCUAUUCGCCGGGCCACCUGGCAAUUACACCAAGCAACAAGGGCUCAUGUCGUCAUUCGAGGUUUGCGGCCAGCUUCAAAGUGGUUGGCAGCAGGGGCGCUCCAGUCAAGACUCCUGUCCGUAUCUAAAGGACGAUGAAGACUACGUUGCCUACGAAGAUGAAGAGAGCGUUCGUAAAAAGGCAAGCAUGAUCAUUGGCCGCAAGUUCAGAGGCGCAGUCAUCAGAAGCGUAGACCUGGACGACUACAAUUCCAAAUGCGUGGGAAAGUCUAACCUCGUGAAAGUCCUUCGCUCCAGCUUCGACGCAGCGACGCCCGACAUCGACUACCCUUACAAUCCACCGACAGCCUCCUGGUGGGACGAGGACAUUUUCAAACUGAUGCCCACCACGGCAACGCCUCCGAAGCGGACAACGACCACAUCGUCGAAGGUGUCGACACCGUCUCAGAAGAAAGAGCCAGCGAGGACGAAGACUCCUACAAAGGGUCAGCCAGUCCCGUCAUCAGUUACGGUACCUGCCUCGAAAUUCCCGCGAACGGUUCCGAAUACGCCCGACAAAGUAGUGCCUGCCGAGGCAAGCACCGCGCCCGUAAGCGGUGAACCACUGACAACUACACCUGCGGAGUCGUCUUCGAAGUCAUCGACACUCGUCACUACCGAGGCGGUGACGAAGAGGAGUAGCGACGAUAUCUGCAAGGGUGCCAAACAAAGCGCCAUGCUACCGCACGAGUCAGACUGCAGCAAAUACUACCACUGCGUGCAUUCCAAACCGCACCUCCAGAACUGUGCACCGGGAACAAUAUUCGACAUCGAGCGGCAAAUAUGCAACUGGCCUGCGAUCACCAACCGACCCGAAUGCAAGCUUUCGUGAUGUUUAGGCAUCGUGAACGACUGUCUUGUAAACUGCAUUGUACUUACUUUGCGGAAUCGCAUUUCUUUUUUUUUAAAUAAAUCGUAUUUCUUCAGUGGUAUUCGUUGUAUAGUCAUACA
This is a messenger RNA of Rhipicephalus sanguineus (brown dog tick), 2015 nucleotides long. Its product is annotated as endochitinase. The transcript is spliced from 10 exons. Gene Ontology annotation, biological process: carbohydrate metabolic process; chitin catabolic process. Gene Ontology annotation, molecular function: chitinase activity; chitin binding. Bases 103 to 1896 code for a protein of 597 amino acids. Lineage: Eukaryota; Metazoa; Arthropoda; Arachnida; Ixodida; Ixodidae. The record is from RefSeq and is a predicted model, not a curated record. Gene Ontology annotation, cellular component: extracellular region.